This is a messenger RNA of Culex pipiens pallens (northern house mosquito), 1450 nucleotides long. RefSeq lists its product as uncharacterized. Lineage: Eukaryota; Metazoa; Arthropoda; Insecta; Diptera; Culicidae. The coding region runs from base 245 to 1123 and encodes 292 amino acids. The record is from RefSeq and is a predicted model, not a curated record. The transcript is spliced from 6 exons.
CGUUGAAAAAUUUCGCGUGAAGCCGUGUCGGAAAAUCCUUACGGUGAAAAACACUCUCGCCCACAACGAUGCUGCCGAUGUUGGAGGUGGUGGCGCUGAAUCAUCUUUGUCACAAUCGACGACCCCCGCAAGCCCGCCGGGAAUCCGCGGAACUCCGGCCUCCGAUGGGCAAGGUGGGGCCAAUCUGAGCAAACAAUUGGCCCAACAAUCCCAGAACUUCCUCUCGCUCGGGUCCUGCGUCACGAUGGGAAAUUGCCUCAAAGGAUGCCUUUCGGAGGAGAACCAAGCUCGGCUGAGCGCCAGUGAUAGCCAGUAUGAGAUGCUGGUUGAGGGAACAUUGCCGCGACAAGCGCAAAAACAGCAAUCAAAAGCAAAGGAAAAACCAAAACUCUUCAGCAAAUUUUGGAAAAGAAAAGACGUGGAGUACUCAAGACUGAACAAAUCAAAAAACAACAAUAAUUUUAUAGACCGCGGGAACAGUAGUAAUCAGCGUCGGAAAUCAGGAUCGGAAAUUCAACUGCAGUGCCUCGACGCCCACUCGCUGCUGCUGGUGUCGAAGGACGGGACGGCGCGCCGGAAUGGCUACCACGACCUCAACACGGACAUGACGUCCACGCCGGGCAGCUCGCUUGAUUUGGAGUGGGAGAACGACUACGCGAACGGGUAUCAGGGGGGUGGACCGUGGACCUCAUCCGAGCCUCGGGACGACCCCCAACCGCUGCCCUACCCCAACCCGCUGGACCCGGUGUUCAAGGUCGAGGAGUGGUCCACGCUGAAGCGCAGCAAGGACCGCAUCAACUUUAUCCGCCGCACCGCACUUCCGCGCACACCCGAACAUCCUCUCCAGCACGGGGAGUCCUACUCCGGCGGCGGUGGCCCGGGGACGCCCUCCCUGCGCAGUUACGCCGGCUCGUACGCGUCCUCUUCACACAUAUCAACGCCGGAGGAUUCGCUCGAGUGGGACGUCGACCAGGACCGGCAGGUUUGUCAAUCGGAGAACGAGUCGCUCGAUCUGGAGACGAAGGAGCUGCUGGCGGAGAUCGAACAGCUGAAGAACCGGGUGCUGAACGAGACUGGUGCUAACAUCAAGGAUCUCAAGUUUGACGAGUCGUCCAUCAGCUGAUUUGGCUUGGACCGAGGAGACAGAGAUGGUGCUGAUCGAGAACAGAAAAUCAAACACAUAUAUAUAUCUUUAUAUAGUCGGUUAGAUUAGACUUGUUGAAACACGUUUUAGGAAAAUUAAUAAAAGAGAACAAAUUCCCAAAGUAACUAACCACUAAAUCAAUCGUGUCGGACAAUUUCGUAGAUCGACUAGUGCGUGGGUUGAACAGUUAAGAUCAAAAAAAGAGAUGGUGUAAUUUUUAUAUUUAUUGUGACUUGUAUUUAUUCGCGUUUGUAAAACAAUUCUAAUAAAAGACAGUUUAAUCAAAUAUGGUUAAAAAAAGACAUA